Messenger RNA from Ornithorhynchus anatinus (platypus), 1625 nucleotides. RefSeq names its product chromosome 5 C19orf54 homolog (gene ACTMAP). Bases 573 to 1457 code for a protein of 294 amino acids. Lineage: Eukaryota; Metazoa; Chordata; Mammalia; Monotremata; Ornithorhynchidae. The record is from RefSeq and is a predicted model, not a curated record. The transcript has 6 exons.
GGCCGGGGCCUCAAACGGACCUGUAGUUUCUUUGCAGGGCAUUUAAAUCACUUUGGAGGUGGACUUGCCCAAGGUCGCACAGCAGGCCAGCGGCAGAUCCAGGUCCUCUUGGCUCCCAGGCCCGUACUCUAUCCUCUGCCCCGGGGACGGUACAGAGUCAGGGCAAGGCUGCAGGCACCGGGGAGUAAAGGAAAAUAAAUCAUUUUAAUAGGAAAUAUGAGAAGAUGUCCUUUGAAAAUGAACAGUAAGGGGUUUUUUUUAUUAUUUUUGUACAAAGUUAGGACAUUCUUGUUAUUUGGAGAAUGUUCAGUAAAAUCCACUGGCCCCAGCAGACAGUAUGUCUCCUCCCUCUGGUCUUCCCCCAGCCUGGGAAUGAGUCCAGACCUUAUGGGUCCCAGAUGUUGGGCCCCUGCUGAGCUUCACUGGACGUGACUGACCAGGAAAUCUGAAGAAAGGACAGAAACGUACUCCGCCUCUCUAAGAGCACCGCUUGAACUUGGAUCGGUUCCCUCUCGGCGCUCGAUAUCCACCCCACCCUCGGCCCUUAACGAACGUAACCGUAAUCGAUCUCGAUGUCCGUCACCCGCCCUGAGCUCCCUGUGGGCGGGGGACGCGUUCACCACCUCUGUCGGGCCCUCCCAAGCACUCAGUACAGGGCCCUGCACAUAGUAAGCGCUCAAAAAACUCCACCGAUCGAUAGGGGGCUGGACUCUGUGACCCGUUUCAGGAGUGACCUGCAGUGGCUUCUCUUCUGUGCAGACCUGCCUUCCCUCAUCCAGGAAGGACCCCAGUGCGGAUUGGUGGCCCUGUGGAUGGCAGGGUCCUUGCUGACCCCUCACCCCGGCGUGCCUCUGGAGAGGAUCGUGGCCACGGCCAUGGAGCGGGGCUACACGGCGCAGGGCGAGAUGUUCUCAGCUGCUGACAUGGCGAAGCUGGCCCAGGAAGUGUACGGCUGCCGGGCAGAGCUCCUCGUGGGCGGCAUGGGUGGGCACAACCGCCAGCGCGUCCUCCGGCACGUCACUGCCGGGCACCCCCUGCUCGUCCCCUACGAUGAGGACUGUAACCACGAGCCCUGCCGGCGGCAGGGGCACAAAGCCCACUGGGCGGUCAGCGCAGGUGUCCUGCUGGGGGUGCAGGGCCCCCUCCCGCCCAACGCCUACCACGAGGACCCAGACCUCGCCGGCCUCUUCCACCCGCGCCACCCGUCGGCCGCCUACCCCGAGGCGCCCGUGGCCGUCCGCCUCCUGGCCAAGCAGGGCAAGAGCUGCCGCUACCAACUGUGGGACUACGAGCAGCUGUGCCAGAGCAACCUGCAGCUCACAGACCUCUCCCCGGCCCGGGCGGCCGACGGCAAGACCUACGUGGUGCCCGCCGGGGGUGUGAGGGCAGGGCUGUGUGGCCGGGUGCUGCUGCUGCGCCCGGGCCCCCCCGCCCCAGGAGACGUCGGGGCCGUGUGAAGUUGGGCCCGGGGGAGUGCAGCUCCACCGCAGCCGGCCCGGGAGGGCAAUCGACACAGAGACACGCGGUCCGCCUCACGGGGCUUUUAUUGGGGCCGGGGGAGGAAGCCCCGGCGCCCCUUUCCAGUCUCUGUCCGUGUUUAUAAAUAAGUAAAAAGGUUUGGAAUA